Molecule: messenger RNA, 3545 nt
Organism: Camponotus floridanus (Florida carpenter ant)
Lineage: Eukaryota; Metazoa; Arthropoda; Insecta; Hymenoptera; Formicidae
Product: mucin-2
Exons: 4
Coding region: 588-2528 (646 amino acids)
Cellular component (GO): nucleus
Source: RefSeq, a predicted model, not a curated record
CACAGGAGUCCUAUUGAGAAUAAUCGUGCAACGACGUCUAGGAUUAAAUAGCGAUACAUCUGGGCAAAUUAUUUGCCGAGCUAAGCGUUUUAUUUUCCCUAAGGGAACAGCGUCGUUUUCUCGCUCCUCCUUGUUAAUGGGAACUCCGGGUAAAAGGGACAAUCCGAUCUGUCACCGAGACGAUCAUGUCGUGUCUCGGGAGAUCUGAGAGGAAGCGCACGGAUGGGACGGACAGUUGGGGCAUCGAUUGAGGAAUCGAUCUCGAUGUCCGGUGGAAGAUAAAACUCGGCGCUUUCGCAAAAACGAUUAACGGGGUAUCGAACACCUACGUAAGGAAGCAGUGCAACCUGGGGCGAGGGGAAAACGCGAUACUUUCUCUCACGAUCGAUACUUUGCGACUGAUACUUGGCAAAUCAUCAGGGAAACGUAUAUUUGCAAUAAAGUACUCGCUCUCGCGAUACGAAGAAACGACGACGGAGAAGAUACUCGAGAGAGGGUUGUUUACCUAACGCGGUUGUUUGGUGAUCUUAGAACGAUACGCCGCGAUUUUAAUCCCGGUGAGAAGUGCACGACGAUCAGAGGCCAAGAUGCCGCGUUGUUACAUGGUAAAGAAGGCCUUGUGCAACAAGUACAUAAGCAGCGUUGCCAGAGGAUUCGAGAGCUGGGGUCGCGGAAGGAGCACGCCAUCGCCAACCACCAUGCAGCUGCUCGUCUCACCCACUGAGGGGCACGUUGCACCCCCUGUUGCACAAGAAUGUCCCGAUACGCAACCCAUGGUUUCCGCCGUGCCCGAUGCUAAGUCCUUGAAGGAAGAAGCAUCGAGCGAUGCGGACGCAAGGACCACAUCAACAGCGACCACGACAUCGUCAUCAUCAUCGUCAUCAUCACCAUCAUCGUUAUCCGUUAUUUCCACAGAUGCAAUAUCCGCAACAGAUUGCUCGAUGACAACGCGAAUGGAGACGACCACCAUGAUCACCGUGCCAUCAUGCACGUCUCCGAUGACUCCAUCGCCGACCGAAUCGAUCGUCUCUCCCGUUGAGAAAAUGACAGCGAUGACGACGGUCGUCCCAUCCUUACCUUCGCCGAGCGUCGUGCGAACGUCCUCUGGCAGGCCCGAGGCCGCGAUCGCGACGACGUCCAUCGCGAUGCUGUAUCAUCCAACUUCCGUCGGAGAAUCGUCUUCCGCCAUCUCCAGCACGUCGGCGACGUCCUAUCAUCUGGAAGACACUCCGGAGCACUCGAGGACAGCCAACGACUUCAGGAUACGACUCGCGCCCGCGUCCUGCGGCGUGCUUAUGCCCAGCCACGUGUCCUCCAUGUUCAAGGAUCGCUCCGCGGCGGAGACGGAGGCGGCGCACGAUCUUCUCGAGCUGUCGCGAUCGCUGCCACCCUUGCCACCGCCGAGCGUCGCCAUCGGUCCUCAGAGCGUGAUCGAGGCGCCGGCGAGCGACGUCCAGGAGAUGACGGUCUAUCAACCUGCUGAGCAACCGAUUUAUCAGGUGAAUACGAUCGAUCUAGCUGGCUCGACCAUCUACGGCCAUCAUCAUCAUCAGCAACAGCAACAGCAGCAGCAACAGCCUGCCGCGGCCGCCGGCAUCAUCUACGAGCCCAGUGCGACCAUCGUACCACCCUCGGGCAGCGUCUUCAUACCUUUGUCGCCGGUACAGGAGAUUCUGCUCACGUAUAGCACGUCCACCAUACCGUGCACGUCGAUCGUCGCUCAACAACCGCAGCAUCAGCCGCCGCCACUGCCCCCGCAGCAGCAGCAACAGCAACAAUCGCAGCAACAACCGUUGCAACAGAUCGAAGCGACGCCGCCGUUGACGCCACCAACUUCCGAGUGUAGUAGCGACAUUGAAAACAGCAACCCAAACUCGCAGCCGACGCAAAGGGACAAGGAGGUGCAGACCAUCACCGAGCAGACGGAAGGGGUGAAACCGGCUAGUUAUACGUAUGACACGUUGCUUGUCUCAGACGGCAGAUCGAAAAACAAGAAGGCGCCCCCAGUGCAGAAGAAUCAGGAGACAGAACCGAUCGAGACACCCGAGACCUCCAAGACCGGACGUUAUAUGUGCUGCGAGUGCGGCAAGCAAUACGCGACCUCGUCGAAUCUGUCGCGGCACAAGCAGACGCAUCGCAGCAUCGACUCGCAAUCGGCCAAGAAGUGCAUCCACUGCGGCAAGGCGUACGUCAGCAUGCCCGCCCUGGCGAUGCACGUGCUCACGCACAAGCUCACACACAGCUGCGGCGUAUGCGGCAAGAUGUUCUCGCGACCCUGGCUGCUGCAGGGUCAUCUGCGCAGCCACACCGGCGAGAAGCCAUACGGAUGCGCCCACUGCGGCAAGGCGUUCGCCGACCGCUCGAACCUACGGGCCCAUAUGCAGACUCACUCGGCCGACAAGAACUACGAGUGCCACAAGUGUCACAAGUCGUUCGCCCUCAAGUCUUACUUGAACAAGCACCUGGAGUCGGCGUGCCAGCGCGAGAACGAGAGCGAUGGCAGCUACGACGUCGACGCGCCGUCAUAGGACGUGAUCGGGAUGUCGGGGGCGACCGUGGACGGCGAUUAUAGAUAGAACGGGCUAAUGACUUGCUGUCACUGUCAAGAAGAGCUUCAGCUCUUUUGUGCAUCGCAGACGACGAUCAGACGUCGAAUCUCCGGUAACAUCCAAUUUCAACGGGUAUCUCUCGGUAAGCGCAAAGUAAUUCGAUUUACUCGUCGGCUUUAAACGUCGCGGGAUGGGCGAAAGGCGACAAAAAUCUCAGCGGCUGCUACUGGGAACGAGGACGAGAAGGUAAUUGACAUAUCGGCGUCUCUGAAUCUCGCGCUCGUCUCCUCCAUUCGUGGAGAGGAAAGAAGUUUCUCUGAAUAUUUCACCGCGCCUCGCUUCUCUCAUAUUUCGCUCGCUUCUAUUUUUAAGAUCAUUUUCCCGAUUCUCUCCUUCUCCUUGACGCCGGAAGAUCGAGAAGAGAGCUCCGCGUAUUUUUAACAAACAAAUACUUUGGCUAACGAGAAUCGAUGGAAUCAUUAAUUUUUCAAUCGUUACCGGCUACAUUUUCCGAUAAAGUUUCGCCUAUAAUAAACUUCAAUUCCUUCGUAAAAAAACGAAACGAACUUUAUGUUUGAUUUCUCCAAAUGGCUAUUUCCCGAAUAAAGCGUCAGAGAGCGUAAUAAAAAAGAAACUCGCCGACUAUCUCUUUCUUCGAUGCACAGAGAAACUUCUUUUCCAUCAGCGAAAAGAUCUGUAUUCUGAUUCGCUAGUUAUUUUUAGGCGAGUCUGCCGCGUAAGGAUGUCCCGAUGUAAAGCGAUAUCAAUAUUUCAAUAUGUUUGGGCAUCCUCUCGCGCCGAAGAUCGAUAUGAUAGCAGAUACCCCAUCUCAUUUCGUGAAUUCGCAAGAACGACGAAUCGAGAUGCUCUCUCGGAAUGAGCAGCGAUAAAGUCGAUUGCGAAAAAUAGUGCAAUAAGUUUCUUACGUAGCUUUAAAGAAGCACUUUUUUCAUUCAUCUUUGCUCGACGAGGGAAGUUUUACUCGUUACUUUUUUC